AUGGAUUCCUUCAGUAAGGAAGCAUUCGGGUUUUUUGGAUCAACCAACGGGGGUAAUUCCGUCCAUUCAAUACCGCAAACUAAACUUGUUAGUGACUCUUUGGAAUUGUACAAAUCAAUAUUGUCCAAUUGCGUUGAAUCUUGUUCACAAGCAAAGCUAAUUUCAAUGAUCAGACUGCUCAGAAAUAUACACUCCUCCUACCAAGCGUACUUUUUGGAUAUACUAACCAUGGAGAAUGAUAAUUACGAACACAUGACAUACAUAAUGGAGGAGAAUUGUGAACGCCAAGAAAAAUACUAUGAAAGUCUAAUCGACUCCUCAAAAUGUCUAGACGUAUUUAAAUCUUACCACAACUCUAAAAUAAAAAAAUUACUUGGCUAUACAUACGGGGCCCAAAUCGCUAGACAAUCUAAUGGGUAUAUCACGGAAAUAUUGCGUGAAUGGAAUAGAAAUAAGCUUAUUAUUUCUGGCUUAACUGGCUGUGUGGACAAUUAUUGCCCAGUUUUGACUAUUGGAUUCCAAGGGAAAAUGGAUUCCAAAAUGUCAAACUGGGCCCGUGUUGUCACCAGUAAAGUGAAGGGAUUCUUCCAGCCUAUCAUACGCGAGACUCUAGAUUCGUUUGUCAUUUUUUACCGCACUUCCGAAACAAGAGAAGUUUCUAGCGAAUUAACCGUGACAUACCCCGGUGAUUUGAAUGUCAAUGGUUGUCAAAUUGAGUAUGUCGUACCGCAAAUCAGUAAUCCAGUGUAUGCCAGCAUACUGCAGGCAUCAAAGGACUUCAUUUUUGCUCAUUCUAAUGACUUGGUCAAUUGUGUUAGGGAAACCAUUAUCAAACUAUACAAAGUGAUGCAGGAAAUUGAACAGUGGAUGCUAAACUAUCCACCUUGGCCUAAAACAUGUGAUGGAAAUACACUCAGAGGACUGGUAAAUAUCAGUAGAAGAUCCAUAAUUUGUAGUAUGCUAGUCUCAGUUCAAAUUGAUGCAUGCAGUGCCCUUAGGGAAGGGCUAGGAAGGUCGGUGAAAUCUGUAAUUGUUGAGCCAUCUCACAAUGUGUACAUGCAAAAUACUCAGCAACUUUGUGCCAAACUGCAAAAUGCAAUAAUGGCACAACUGUCCAACGGAGAUAAGCUGGUAGAUGUUGUCUCUCAGGCAACAGAACAUUGCAAACUAGCAUAA
Babesia microti strain RI is the source of this 1176-nucleotide messenger RNA. RefSeq lists its product as hypothetical. The coding region runs from base 1 to 1176 and encodes 391 amino acids. NCBI's taxonomy places the organism in Eukaryota, Apicomplexa, Aconoidasida, Piroplasmida, Babesiidae. The record is from RefSeq and is a predicted model, not a curated record. The transcript has 4 exons.